CGGUUUCCGGACUCCAAUCACAGAGAGUGCGAGGAGCGCGCGGUCCCAGCCGGAGACACAGACACAGAGAUAUCAACCCCGGGGUAUAGGAAUUCACAAUGGCGGAAAGGCCAGAGGAUCUCAACCUGCCCAACGCCGUCAUUACCAGGAUCAUAAAGGAAGCCCUUCCAGAUGGUGUUAAUGUUUCGAAGGAAGCGCGCAGUGCGAUUUCACGAGCAGCCAGUGUCUUUGUUCUUUAUGCCACAUCCUGUGCCAACAACUUUGCAAUGAAAGGGAAGCGGAAGACGCUUAAUGCGACAGACGUCUUGGCCGCCAUGGAAGAAAUGGAGUUUGAACGUUUCCUGACGCCUCUAAAAGAGUCCCUGGAAGCUUACAGACGUGAUCAGAAAGGGAAGAAGGAGGCCACUGAGCAGAAGAAGAAAGACAAGGACAAGAAAGCCGACUCUGAGGACCCUGAUAAGAGCCGUGAAGAUGAGAAUGAGGAGGACGAGGACAAGAUGGAGGAAGACGAAGCUGUCGAUGAAGAUGAAGUAGAGAAUUAAUGAGAAUUCUCAGGGGUUAUGCCAACAUCGGGGGUCUUGUGGCACUCUGUGACCAGCUUUACUAAGACAAGGACAUCUGGGGGUCUUUGGUGAAGAGAGAGGUGUCCGAGACCACUACUGCCAAGUUCUGAAGCCAUGGUGGAUGGCCCAGAAUGCCUUUCAGUCUCGGUCACUGCGGGGUACAUUGGGGAUUUUUCUGCUAAGUUGUUUGUGAAACUGAAACAUUUUCAACUGAUAGUAAACUGUGUUUUAUUUAAAAUAAAUGCAUUUUAUAUUAAACAGAUUUUGCCUG
Molecule: messenger RNA, 834 nt
Organism: Pelobates fuscus (common spadefoot toad)
Lineage: Eukaryota; Metazoa; Chordata; Amphibia; Anura; Pelobatidae
Gene: POLE3
Product: DNA polymerase epsilon 3, accessory subunit
Exons: 5
Coding region: 99-542 (147 amino acids)
Biological process (GO): heterochromatin formation; leading strand elongation; DNA damage response
Cellular component (GO): CHRAC; epsilon DNA polymerase complex
Molecular function (GO): protein heterodimerization activity; chromatin DNA binding
Source: RefSeq, a predicted model, not a curated record